GCACAAAUGACGGAGGAUAGGCUUCACGAUAGUUGAAGUUUAUCUUUCAGUUUGUAUGCUCCUGGAAAUCAGUCGCAAACACAAGGCAACGAAAGUGAGCCAAAAAGUGGCUCGAGAUCGUGCCCGCAUUCGCAUUGCGGGUUCCGCACGUGUCGCUAGAGGAUCAUCACUCUGCAUUUCGCAUUCUGGUGCGCACUCGAUCUCCAUACUCAGCAAAGUGUAAAUAACCAUGAAGGAGGCGGGCGCGGGCUCCAAGUGCUAUGUGCCCGACGACACGUACGUGUGGCUACCGGCGCAGAUCCUGCGCGAGGAGAAGAGCUCUGACCCUAAGAAGCCCGAGAAGACCGUCGUGCUGCGUGUUUACCCUCCGCCUGGCGAUGCCACCGCCGUUGUAGACGAAGAGCGUGUGCUGGACUUCAAUGACCACAAAGUCAAAGCCAUGCUCAAGAGUUUGCAACUCGAGUCGCUGCCGUACCAGAAUGAGAAUCUGGGGCCCAACGGUAUUGAGGACAUGACGGCACUCAACUACCUGCACGAGGCCGCCAUCCUGUACAAUGUUAAGAAGCGCUUCCUGCAAAAACUGCCCUACACAUACACGGGCGACAUUUGCAUCGCCGUGAACCCAUACCAAUGGCUACCAGAGCUCUAUUCGGAGCAGGUGCAGUCUCAGUAUCUCACCAAGGCACGAGACGAACUGCCGCCGCAUGUGUAUGCGACUUCCAUGGCGUCGUACAACGACAUGAAGCGGCAUGAAAUGAACCAGUCUAUCUUGGUGAGUGGAGAAUCGGGAGCUGGUAAGACAGAGACCACCAAGAUUCUCAUGAAUCAUCUUGCCUCAAUUGCUGGAGGUCUAAACGACUACACAAUCAAGAAGAUUAUAGAGGUAAAUCCGCUGCUCGAGUCGUUCGGUAACGCUAAAACGGUGAGGAACGACAACAGUUCUCGCUUCGGCAAAUUCACUCAGCUCCAAUUUGAUAACGCUGGUAUUCUGGUGGGAGCGAGAUGCAGAACAUACUUGCUGGAAAAGACUCGUGUGAUUUCGCACGAAGAAUCGGAACGCAAUUACCACAUUUUCUAUCAGUUGCUAGCGGCGAGUGACAGUAAGGAGAAAUGGUUCUUGGAUGAUGCCAAUGAGUGCUAUGCGUACACAGGCGCGAAUAAGACUAUUAAGAUUGAAGGUAUGUCGGAUGACAAGCACUUCGAGCGGACCAAGACGGCUCUCGGGCUUAUUGGCGUCACGGAGGAGCAGCAAGGAGUUCUCUUUGAGGUGCUUGCAGGCGUGCUACACCUGGGACAAUUGGAAAUUCAGUCGAAGAAUAACAAUGAAGAGUCUGAAAUUGCACCAAACGAUCAAGGAGCGAAGAAUGCGACCAAACUCCUUGGUAUCUCGGAAGCAGACCUAGAGAAGGCACUGUGCUCGCGCCAGAUUGCAGUCGCUGGAGACAAAGUGACUACCUUUUUGAAAAAGGAUCAGGCGGAGGAGUGUAUUGGUGCUUUAUCGAAGGCAAUUUACUCCAACGUGUUCGACUGGCUAGUCGAAAUGAUCAAUACGUCCCUGGAAAACGAUAAGAAGAUGCGCCACCAUGUGGGCAUUCUUGAUAUUUUCGGCUUCGAGCACUUCAAACACAAUUCCUUCGAACAAUUUUGCAUUAACUACGCAAACGAGAAGCUUCAGCAGAAAUUCACCCAAGAUGUCUUCAAGACCGUGCAGAUUGAGUACGAAGCCGAAGGCAUCAUGUGGAGUCACAUCGACUUCGCAGACAAUCAAGACGUGAUUUCUGUGAUUGAAGAUCGCCUUGGUAUUAUUUCGCUGCUGAACGACGAGGUGAUGCGUCCUAAGGGAAAUGAUGAGUCUCUUGUCUCCAAGCUAUCAACCAUUCACAAGGAUGAGCAAGAUGUCAUUGAGUUUCCUCGCACAUCACGCACACAGUUUACAAUCAAGCACUACGCUGGAGCCGUUACGUACGAAUCACUGGGAUUCCUCGAAAAGCACAAAGAUGCACUUCUCCCUGAUCUAUCCGAUUUGAUGCGGGGUUCGUCCAAGCAGUUCCUCAGGACAAUAUUUACCGAAAAGAUCGGCAGCCCAGUUGCCUCACGAAAGAAAAGCGCCAGUAAUGCUCGGCGUGCAGGAGGUAGGGGGAGUGCUUUGACGGUGGCGAACGUGGGAACCCAAUUCAAGGACAACCUCAACGAGCUUAUGACUAGUAUUCGCCAAACAAAGGUACACUACGUCCGCUGUAUCAAGCCCAACAAAAACAAAAGUCCAAGCGAAAUGGAUCAGCCAAUGGUAGUAUCGCAACUGCGUUGUGCCGGUGUGAUCGAGGCAAUUCGUAUUUCUCGUGUUGCGUAUCCGAACCGACUACUGCUGGAGGAAUUGGUCGACAAAUUCUGGGUGUUCGAUGUAGAGCAUCGCAACACUGAUGUUCCUGUCAAACAGCGAUGUGAGGCAUUGAUGAAAAAGAUGGAAUUGUCGUCACCUGAACAAUACCAAAUUGGACUUUCGCGCAUUUACUUCCGAUAUGGAAUUCUAGAGCAAAUGGAGGACAAAAAGGCGGAGCGUUUGGAUCUGCAGGCUCGUCACUUGCAGCAUUACAUGCGAGGGUUUUGCUGCAGACUUCGUUUCCUUCGCAAGCUACAAGCAAUUGUCAAGCUGCAGUCUGUUGCUCGAUGUGUUAUCAUGAUGAAUCGAUACCAGUCAUUCAAGACUGCUGUGAUCACUCUCCAAGCGCACUGGCGAGGAUACAAAGGUCGUUGCAUUGCGCUCGAGGCCAAGAAGAACAAGAGCGCGGUCAUUAUUCAGAAAUAUGCUCGUCGAUUUGUCAAACGCAAGCAAUUCAAGGAUGAACGGAAGGGGGCCGUAAAGAUUCAAGCAUUCCUGCGUAUGAAGUACGAGCGACCGAAGUAUAUGAAAGCUCUGCAGGAGAAGAAGCAGCAGGCUGAUAUGGAAUACCAGCUCAGCAAGCUCCAGGAACGUCUCCACGAUGAACAGCGUCGAAACGCGGAGCUUAAGAAAGACCGGCUGUCUAAUUCGUCUACGGACAGCCAACUCUACGCAGAAACUAAUGGGACGCGAUCACGCGGGCGAUCAACUGCCCACAUGUGGAUGGCUGAUGCCGAUGGUAUUAUCAGCCAGCUUAACGAAGAGGCGAAUCGUCUACGCAAAGAGAAUGAAGAGCAGCGUGCACUGACGGCACAACUAAAGAGCGAGGUCGAAAAGCUCAAGUUUGACCAAACGGUGCUGACGGCGAACUUCCAAGUCAAGAUCCGCGGCUUUCAAGACACGAUUCGUGAGAAGGAUAAGAAGCUCGAGGCUGUAGAGCGUGAGUGUGUAAAACUCCGAGAACUUGUAGGCUCCGACCCGAUCCUAUCAAGUCAAAGAUCUACGCGAAAGGACCGUCGCUCCGUGUUCCGAAGAUUGGGAUCCAAGAAAGAGUUUGACGACGGCUACGACAAUGGCGAUGCAAGCCGGGCGUCGACUGCCAUGCAGGCGGCCCUUGCUCAGAGAUCCGCAGAGACAGCGCAGUUCCUCCGCCAGUCUGCGCGGCGUAUGUCUCGCGCGAAGAUGUGGCGCAACAACAGCGGUGGUGAUAGCGAUGGUGAGGGUCGUUUCUCUGGUAGUGACAUGGGUGACUCUGGUGGCCGACCGUCGCUACUCCAAGAGGUUAGUGCGGCUGGUGCCGGGGCUAUGGAGUCUUUGAAAAACAGGCUCACCGCUGUCAAAGAGAAGUACUACGGCGAGGAUGGACCAUCUGCAGCUUCGCGCCAAAACGCGGAGCUUCGUAGAGCUUCUGCUGCGAGGGAGUCGUUCAACUUAGAUGCAAUGCCGCUUCCUCCUGGCUGGGAGACACGUAUGUCGCGCUCGAAGGGCAAGGUGUACUACUGCAACCCGACGUUGCGGAUCACACAAUGGGACCACCCCUCGAUCGAAUCGACUACAGGGAAAAAACAGGCAGCCGUAGCUGCUCAGCGCGCGAAGAGGUAAGGCGAAAUUGAUGCUGUGAACUAUAGAGGAUGCUAACUAACGCGUGGCUGUACAGAGGAGUAUCUACUGCGGGAAGCACUGUUGGGAGCUCACCGAGGGAUUCAAUAGACGGCGUGCUCACGAUGGAGGGCCAUAUCUAGAAAUCUUCAACGGAAGCAACCAUGCACUUAGCUUGUACAAGAAGAGAUGAGCCAGCGGGCACAAAAGUUGCUGCCUUGAUUUGUAUCGAGGGUAGCCACAGGCUACACUACAUGUAGAAAUGUACAGUGUAAAACUACUCUCCGUUUGGGCGGGAUCCAUCGUACGUGACAUAUAUGUCGGCCUGGAGAUUGUCUUGCUGACCCCGUUUGACGUACUCGUGCUCGUAGCACUCUUGGCACAGGUACGUGUCGUCGUGGGAAUUCCAGACAGCAGCAAAUACUGUGCUCGAAGAAUUGCUGCAGGGUCCGCAAAAGCGACAAUCGUCAGGUCUAGCCCAGCUUUGCUUCAUUCGGCGCGGAUUGUAGAAAAAUGGUUCACCUAGCAAGGAUCCAGGAUACCGUCAAACGUUAGUGUCAACGCUACCUAACAUUGCCGUCAACUUACCAAGCACAUUGUCAAUCAUGAUCACCCAGCAAUUUUCGUAUUCGAGUUCCUUCGAGCCCAGACCAGUAGGCUUCCGAGUCCUGACCUUCCCUGUAAAUCUGUUGCGAUACCUUGGUA
Phytophthora nicotianae INRA-310 is the source of this 4684-nucleotide messenger RNA. RefSeq lists its product as hypothetical. Lineage: Eukaryota; Oomycota; Peronosporomycetes; Peronosporales; Peronosporaceae. Gene Ontology annotation, cellular component: actin cytoskeleton; myosin complex; cytoplasm. Bases 230 to 3982 code for a protein of 1250 amino acids. The record is from RefSeq and is a predicted model, not a curated record. Gene Ontology annotation, biological process: vesicle transport along actin filament; actin filament organization. The transcript is spliced from 5 exons. Gene Ontology annotation, molecular function: ATP binding; actin filament binding; microfilament motor activity.